AUGCCUAUCGCGGUAAAGCUUCAAGCUCUACAGGCCCUCAAGGGUUCGUCUCGGCGGCCGUUUGACGGUGAACGCACGGGUCACACACAAAUCGACAAUAACACCCUUGAAGAUCAAGUCUUGACUUCUCUCGGCGUGUUGGUUAGCAGGAGUGGCAGGCAAACGUUCACCGAUCCGGGACACGGUCAACAAGCAGGAUUUCAGCGGGAUCUUCCGCCGGUCGUGGUUCAAAUUGAGCCCCCCGGCUCGAGUCGUUCGCUCACCACUGUGGCGAUCGCCGACGGUUCCGGCUCCGAUGACAGCAAGCGGCGACGACAAUGA
Messenger RNA from Podospora bellae-mahoneyi, 321 nucleotides. RefSeq lists its product as uncharacterized. The record is from RefSeq and is a predicted model, not a curated record. The transcript has a single exon. Lineage: Eukaryota; Fungi; Ascomycota; Sordariomycetes; Sordariales; Podosporaceae. The coding region runs from base 1 to 321 and encodes 106 amino acids.